CCCUUCUAUUGGCCGGAGCCGUGGGCGGCAUAGAAUUUCCCUAUAUAUUAUGGGGAAUAUGCAAUUCCAAUUCACAACUCCAAACUAGCAGAGAAUUCAUGUCGUCUUCAUCGUCUCUUACUUUCGCCGUGAGAAGGCAAGAGCCACGACUGGUUGCGCCGGCAAAGCUGACGCCAUGUGAACUCAAACCACUCUCCGACAUUGACGACAAGCAGGGCCUCCGGUUUCAAGUUUCUGUGAUAAUGUUUUAUAGAAAAAAUCCUUCCAGGGAUGGAGAGGAUCCCGCCAAGAUCAUCGAAGCAGCACUCGCCGAGACCCUGGUUUUCUAUUACCCGUUCGCCGGCAGGCCUAUUGAAGCCAGCAACCGGAAACUCAUGGUGGCCUGCACCGGCGAAGGGGUUUUGUUCGUAGAGGCGGACGCCGAUAUCGAGCUUGAGCAGGUCAGCAGCGACCCGCUUCAGCUGGGGUUUCCGUACUUGGCGAAGCUUCUGCAAGAUGUACUCGGCUCCGAUGGAAUCGUCGGUUGCCCUCUCAUUCUCAUUCAGAAGAAGAAGCAAAAGCAGAAGCACAGGUGGAUGUUGGAUUUUCGGUCUUCAGCAGUAGCACGGUUCGAUUGCGUAGUCGCCAAUUAUUUAGAUGUGCUAUGCUGACUGUAGUUGUUAGCUUAUUUUCUUGGCAAAUUGCAUUUUGGUUUACAGUGGAGAUUUUUUUACUAUUAUGUUCAAUUGGUAAACUGUUCUGUUGGUUUGGUUUUGAA
Messenger RNA from Diospyros lotus (date-plum), 757 nucleotides. Its product is annotated as alcohol acyltransferase 16-like. Bases 99 to 650 code for a protein of 183 amino acids. The record is from RefSeq and is a predicted model, not a curated record. NCBI's taxonomy places the organism in Eukaryota, Viridiplantae, Streptophyta, Magnoliopsida, Ericales, Ebenaceae. The transcript is spliced from 2 exons.